AUAUUUAUAUUUCUUGCAGAAAUUAAUUUUUCUCUUUAAAUGUAAAUAGAACUUUAAAUGUAAUUUUCGAGCAAUUUAAUGAUUGCUUUGAAUAUAAAAAAAAUUUCUAAUAAUUGAGGAUCACUGAAUUCUAGAAAAGUUACUUUCCCCGACGUGAAACUUUAGCUUGCAAACCAGUUUUUCUUAGAUUCGAGGGAAACUGCAUUAAAUACUACUAUAUUUAUUAACAAAACAUUUUUCAUUAUGUUCUAACAGAUAAAUGAACUUUUUAAUAGGUAUUUAUGUGUUUAAUUUGAAGUAUUUUCGUAACUACACAAGGAGAUAUACUUUCGGAAGAUUCUAAAUGUUUGCGAAACAUAGUAACAUAUAAAUUUUAAAAUGUAAUUUAAGUCGGCACCUAUGCAGAUUACAGUACGUAAUGUAAAUUUAAUCUAACCAUUCCUUUGGUGGCAGCACUAGUAAAUAGCUUCUCAUACGUCAAAAACAGUGAAGGUUUACUCCAAAAAGUUUAACCGUUACGUGUUAAGUUUAGAUUUGGUAAAUUUGAAAAGACAAUCAUCAUUUGAUCGCAUACUUCGUUGCACGAUUAUUUUUUCCCAAAAUGUACACAAUUUCGAACGCAUUAAGAACAAAAACUAUUUGCCUUAUGCAUGCAAUAAUCUAUAAUCUUAUAAGCUGUAGAACGAUUUAAAUACUUCUGUAGCUUCUUUAAUGUUGACGUAAUUAUACUAUUACGUAAAUAUUCUUCUUUUGUGGAAGUAGCUUCUCCCGUUCACUUUCUGUUUAUUGUGAUUUAGGUACAUAUGACGUGUAACAUAACCUACUUAUAACAAGCGAUACCAAGGUGUAUGAGUUUAUAUUAUCACUUUUUUCUUAGUUGUUUUCGAAUGCCUUCUUAUGUGGGGUUGAUGAUGUACGUUUAAUUUCGAUUGCCAUUUGCUUUUAGUUAAAAGGCACUUUAACCAAAGAUCGUUAUAUAUAUUCUUAUGUAAAUAUUUGGAAUUGCUGGCUCUUUUAUCAAUGAUGACUGCAAAGACAAUUGAUGUUGUAAGUUUACCUUUAUCUAUUGCAAACAAAUAUGAGUAUGAAGAAUGGCCCAGUUAUAUAACUUCAUUAAUGUCUGUUAUUCCAAUCGCUUGUCUUAUGUUCUAAUACGUGACUGUUCACAAGGGAAUGAGGAACUUGUAUUGCUUUUUUAAUUAUCUCGGAAAAGUGGCAGGUGCCAGUUAACAUAGUUUUUAAUAAUUAUGGAAAAUCAAAGCCACCAUGGUCAAACUUAUCAGACUCAUCAGUCCUUUUGGAAAAAAAAUACUCAUGCUGUACCAGGCAGACCAAGUCCAAAACAAGAUGGUAAGCAUGGUAAAAUGGGUGCUACAACGCUCAUGUCUGGUAGUUCAACUAAUGCAGUGUCCACCAGUGGAGUUAUGUCAAGCAGUAGCGGGGGAUCUACAUCUUUUCAAGACUUUCAAGAAAGUAUUGAUGAUGCAUGGGACUCAGGAGAUGAUGAAUUCUGCACUGUUUCUGAUGUAAAGAUAUCAAAACGAGUUAGUCACUCUGCUGCUAUCAGCGUCAUUAACAGUCAUCGGUCGAGGAAGUCAUUCUUAGACUCUGGAACAAAUUCAAAGCCAUCCCAACGGGUUCAAGAAAUCAUACCUGAAGAAAAAAAGGCAGAGGCUCUUCAAAGAUUAGCUGUCCAACCUUUGCAUUUGCGAAAUGCUAAUUUGUCCAUGAAUUCGCAAGUAAAUAACAGUCAACAUUCCACAGAUGAAGCAGAUAUAAAAUAUGGUGCUUCCCCACAGCAUAGACCAACACUCCCAGGCAGGCCUCAGCCAUUAAGACAGACAAAUGCUCCUACCAAAUUUUUUAUACCUUCUAAAGAACAAGAUGGUGAAAGUAAAGUAGAUAAAUUUCAAUCCCUUUUGGAAGCAUCUGUAUUAAAUUUAGAUGAAUUAAGACAACUAUCUUGGUCAGGUGUACCUGCAAGACUGCGUUCUGUUACUUGGAGGUUAUUGUCUGAAUAUUUGCCAGCUAAUUUAGAACGAAGGCAAAGUGUAUUAGAACGUAAACGUCUUGAUUAUUGGAAUUUAGUAAAACAGUAUUAUGAUACUGAAAGAGAUGAAGGAUUUCAAGAUACAUAUCGUCAAAUUCACAUUGACAUUCCAAGAAUGUCACCCCUCAUCUCAUUAUUUCAACAAACAACAGUACAAUUAAUCUUUGAAAGAAUACUCUAUAUAUGGGCAAUUCGUCAUCCUGCUUCUGGAUAUGUCCAAGGGAUGAAUGAUCUAGUGACACCGUUUUUCCUGGUAUUUUUACAAGAAGCAGUUCCUGUAUCCGCGUGGCAAGACCUGGAAAAUUAUGACGUCGCGUCAUUACAGAAAGAGCAGAGAGAUAUUAUAGAAGCAGAUAGCUUCUGGUGCUUGUCUAAAUUUCUCGACGGUAUUCAAGAUAAUUAUAUCUUUGCUCAAUUAGGGAUUCAGCACAAAGUGAUCCAGUUGAAGGAACUUAUUCAAAGAAUAGAUGCUCCGUUGCAUCAGCAUCUUCAUAAACAUGGUGUAGAUUAUCUACAGUUCUCAUUCCGAUGGAUGAAUAAUUUACUAACCAGAGAAAUUCCUCUUCAUUGUACGAUUCGAUUGUGGGACACUUACUUAGCGGAAUCGGACCGAUUCGCUUCAUUUCAAUUGUACGUUUGCGCCGCAUUUCUUCUACGUUGGAGACGUCAUCUACUUUUACAACCUGAUUUUCAAGGACUGAUGUUAAUGCUACAAAACCUGCCUACUCAAAAUUGGACAGACUCAGAGAUAGGUAUAUUGGUCGCGGAGGCAUACAAGUUAAAAUUCACGUUUGCCGAUGCCCCUAAUCAUUUACAGGCACACGAUACCAGGUGACCAUUUUGUGAUGCGUCUAGAUAACGGUAUCGUAAUAGUGGCCAAAUAACUUUGUCACAAAUAACUUUGUGCUAAGUUGUUCCUUCUGUGUUAUAUGGUCGUCAUGUAUAUCAUACAAUUACAUGAUUCAUGGCCGCUUUUGGUUGUUUUGAACCUGAUGAUUUUAUAUCAUACUUUCUUUAAUCGAUGAAUGUCUUAUAUUUUUCGUUACGUUUUACGGCUCUACCGAUCUUUAUAGAUUUUAUUAAUAUUAUUAUUAUUAUUAUUAUUAUAUUAUUAUAUUAUUAUUAUUAAUAUUAUUAUUUCUUUUUAAGAUAAACAGAAUUAUUAUUGACAUGAUAUGUUUUCCCGCCAUCUUUCGGCUUGCCAAAGAUGUAGGCGCAAGCCGUGACAUGAGAAAUGUAACACGAAUUGAUUUCUACGUCUGAUUCAUGUUAUAUUUGUAUAGUAUGUUUCGAAUUAUUAUAUAUGGAUAAUAUUAUCUGUGUAUAAUAGUUAUGUGUAUAUAUAUAUAUGGAUAUGAAUAUAUAUAUAUAUACACAUAAGCAAAAAGGUUUUAUAAAUCAACUGUGACUGUAUGGUUGUUCUUUUAUGUAAUUGUAUACAAAGUUUCCUGUAUACGCGUAAGUUAUCGGUACAUACUUGAACGGUGAUUUUUCUUUCCCAACACGAAUACCUUUUUAAACUUUCAUCUAUUAAACUUACUCCAACUUUUAUUUUUAUUUUUAUUAUUAUUAUUAUUAUUAUUAUUAUUAUUAUUAUUAUUAUUAUUAUCUGCUUUGUAUAGGUAUAAUAUUUACAAUAGAAUGAUAAUGUUUUCGUUUUUGUAUCGAUUACACUGGUACAUUAUACUCUUGAAUGAUGGUCAUCGUGUUGUUCGAAAAUGAGAAUCUCGCGUCGAGACUUCGGCGUAGUGUUUGCCAUGCUUACGCAUUGCCAUAGUAUAUAACGAGAAAUAAAGGUUGUAAAUACCUUUAAAAUGUCUGUAUAUUAAAUAAUCUUAAUUAUUUUAUAGCCAUCUUAUAUAAUGGUUACGAGACAUAAUAUUUUAUUCGUUGUUAACGAUCCGAGUAAUAAACGAACGAAUGGCAUCGCGUUUAAAACACCACAAUUUAAUCGAUUUGUAAAAUGUCGGUAAUUAGUACUUCGAAAAGGACCAAUCAAAAAUUGUAUAAAAAAGAAAAACGAAAAGAAAUAAUGACAAAUGCGACUCCUAUUGUAAGUUAUUCGUAACAUGCGACGGAUUUAUGUUAAUUUCAUCGAUAUUGUUACGUUUCUUUUCAUCUGGAUAAAAAUUCUCUUAACGAAGCGAUGAUUUCGUCUCGUCGAUUGUACGAGAUUCGCAGAAAAAAAAAGAAAGAAAUUGAAGAGGUGCGUAACGUCGUUAAUUAAUAAAAGAGACUGGCUCUAUCUUAUCUAUGCGUACACGUAUUAU
Molecule: messenger RNA, 4320 nt
Organism: Nomia melanderi (Alkali bee)
Lineage: Eukaryota; Metazoa; Arthropoda; Insecta; Hymenoptera; Halictidae
Gene: Tbc1d22
Product: TBC1 domain family member 22
Biological process (GO): activation of GTPase activity
Molecular function (GO): GTPase activator activity
Source: RefSeq, a predicted model, not a curated record